Messenger RNA from Serinus canaria (Common canary), 4157 nucleotides. Its product is annotated as mas-related G-protein coupled receptor member H-like. Gene Ontology annotation, biological process: G protein-coupled receptor signaling pathway. The record is from RefSeq and is a predicted model, not a curated record. Bases 1 to 921 code for a protein of 306 amino acids. Gene Ontology annotation, cellular component: membrane. Gene Ontology annotation, molecular function: G protein-coupled receptor activity. The transcript has a single exon. NCBI's taxonomy places the organism in Eukaryota, Metazoa, Chordata, Aves, Passeriformes, Fringillidae.
AUGGAGGUGAUCACCGUGUCCCCAUCUCAUGCCUCACCCACUGAAGGAGAAAAUCUCUGUGAGAGAGAUAUCACCACCGUGGCCAUACACAGUGUGACACUGCUCAUCUGCCUCUGUGGGCUGGCUGGGAAUGGGGCUGUCAUUGGCCUCCUCAACCUGAAAAUCCCAAGCUAUGGCAUCUUUGACCUGGCUGUUGCUGAUUUCCUCUUCCUCCUCUUUGCGGUUCCCUCCACUCUCCUCUUCCUGGUGGAGGACAUGUCCUGCUCUCCUAUUGUGCCCCUGCUGUACCUCAGUUUCCUUUUCCAGCUCUCAGUGGUCUCCUACUUCUGGGGGCUGUUCAGAGUGAUGCUCAACAGCAAUGUGCAGUAUGUGUACAAGCUCUGGAAGCUCUACUGGCACUACGACCUUCCUGAGCGGCUGGUUUGGGUGGUGGACAGUGUCCAGUACUGUGCCUUCUUUGCUCUCUUUGCUGUCAUUCCCACAGUAACAUUCCUGUGCCCAGCACAGGAGCAGGAGCACUGCCGUCUGCCUCUCAUCUCCAUGUACACCCUCAUCCUGCUCCUCUUUGUUGCACCCGUGGUCAUUUCCAGCACAAUCGACCUCAUUCAUGCCAAGCCGGGCUCCCAGCAGCAGCAACCCCAGAGGCGCAACACCGUUAUUGUCAUCACUGUGCUCCUCACUCUCCUCCUCAGCCUCUGCAAUUUCCUGCAGCAGCUCGGUUACAUCACUGUGCCCUCCCAGCUUGCUUUCCUGCUCACCUGCAUCCACAGCAGCAUCAAACCCUUCAUCUACUUCUGGGCAGGGAGGUGCAGGAGGCCCUUAUCCAUAAAGUCCAUCCAGCUCUCUCUCCAGAGGGUCUUUGAGGAGCCAAAAGUAAAAACUGAUGACAGCGAUGAUAGCACAACAGACACAGCAGUCUGAGCCUGCUGAUCUCUUCCACUGCUCUGCUGAAGGACCUCAGAACAGAGGCUGAAGGUUUCCUUGAGUCACCUGAUGAAUCAAUAUCCAUGGGAUCACCCUCUCUCUGGUUGUGUAUUCAUGCAGGAGAAGUGAGCACAGGCACUGCCUUGGGUGAUUUUUGUAGGAUGCUCUGCAGGGAGCGCAUUGGAGCAUGGCUUUCCUCCUCCCUCUGGAUCCACAUGGCUCCAAGCAGUGCAGCUGGGCUCAGUGCUGUUCCCCAGCUCUAUUCCCCAUGGAAUGACCCUCAUGGCCUCAGCCCCAGGGAAUGAACUCCAUCUCCUUUGGCUCAGCAGAUGAGUUUCAUGGUGUUUUCAGGGAGCUCUUGCCUGCAAAGAAUGGGACACCUUAAUCCCUGGGGACACACCCAGCACGGGGUGGCAGUGAUUUCCCAAAUCCCUGUGGGGCUGGUGCCUCUCGAUGGCAGGAGAGGGGUUGGGAUCACAUGGAGCAUGCUUCCCUUCUGUCCAGCAGAGCCACCCCUCCAUUCCCAGCUGAUGGGAAGGGACAUCAGGUAGGGCUGCAGAGCUGGGGAGGGGACAGCAACAUUCCCUUAUCCUCUCAGUGGGAAUUUGUCACAGGAUUUAAUUCUGAAUUCCACAAUUAAAUCCUUAUGAAUAUCAAUGCAGAGUCACUAGUGAAUUCCACUGAUUGUUUGUGCCUGUACCAGAAAGUACAUGGAAUAUGGAAAUUCCCAUCACCAGAUGCUUGGACCAUCUAAUUGCACAGAGAUCAGGGGGUUGUGCUGCUCUUCUGCAGAAUGGGCCCCUCCAUCCUCUGGUUCCCCAGCAUCAAUGCCCAAGGAUGCCCCUGACCACCUCCAUCCUGAACCUGGCCACCCUCAGCAGGAGCUGCACAGCCACUCUGCACAGCAGCUUCUGCCCCAGCCCAGCCUGUCCUGAUCUUUGUCAUUCUGUAACCACCCCUCAGUCAGAUUUGGAUUCAUGGUUUUGGUUUCUUUCAACUGUGGUGGUUCCAGGCUCUGAAUCUGUUGAAUGAACAACAUCCAGGCUUCACUGCAGAGCCUGUCCCUGGUGAACAGUGUCCAAAAUGGCUCAUUUCCUUCUUUUAUCCCAUCCUAAAGCCUCUGGCUGGUCUCUGAGCAGGGCAGGUACCUGUCUCAUACCAGAGCCCUUCCUAAGGCAAGUGCCUGCAAUAGUUGGGAUGCUGUUGGCAGCGCCAAGUGCUCCUCAUUCCUCCUGGGAGAGACCUGGGCAGCAGCCACAUCUCUUGCUCAGGGGGAAGUUGUCCCUCCUUUUCCCACUGCCUUAAAUCCAGGGGAAAGCAACGUGCCACUGCUUCUGGAAAGGGAAGUGAGAGUGAAAGCCGUGGGUGCUGAGUCAGGCUUGGGAGACAGAAGUGAGGUUAAACACCUAAGGAGCAUUUAUUCACUGAGUUGUUAAUAAUUAGAGACUCUGAUGUCUGAAAGGGUUUCUCUUCCUGUCUCCUGUUUUCCUGUCCAUUGGAAAGCAGAAAUGUUCCAUUGUGCAACCUCUUGUCCAGGGAAGAACAGCUAAACACAGGGAUUCCUCCCAAGGGAAGUGCAGGAGGAUCAGGAUCCUUCAAUGAACUUUUUCUGCUUCCCAGCACCUUCUUGUCUCCAGUGUCACCAAGGCAACUCCCCACCUGAGCUUCCUUUCAGAAAAAGAAAGAUUUCAAACCAAAUGUUUUCCUUGGUGUCCUUCCCCAUGGCAGAAGGAGAGAUGGAAUGAGAUGAUCCCCAUGGCAGAAGGAGAGAUAGAAUGAGAUGAUCCCCAUGGCAGAAGGAGAGAUGGAAUGAUAUGAUCUCUAAGUUUCCUUCAAACCCAAACAAUUCCAUGAGGAUUCCUCACCUCAUUCAGAAUCCACCCCAGGCAGGAGAUCCCCUGCUGAACACAUAACCAGCCUGUCAGAGCUCAAGGAGCAUUUGGACAAUGCUCUCAGGCACAGGAUGGGAUUGUUGGGAUGUCCUGUGCAGGGCCAAGAGCUGAAUUCCAUGAUCCUUGUGGUCCCCUUCUAACUCUGGAUUAGAGUAGUUCUAUUUUAUGAUGGUUCUCUUCCAUGAUGAUUACAUUUGAUGAUGAUUCCACUGUGUAGUCCCUAUUCCCUGGCUGUGGCACAUCCUCAAAAGCCCUCUGGAAUGCAACACUAACAGAGGGGUGAAUUCCUUUGCACAGCUCCCAGCCAGGCAGUAAAUCAGAGGAUGGGCACUGCUGUUGGCCAAGGAGCCAGAGCACAGCCCCAUUCCCAGCAUCCCACACAGGCACAGCAGCAGCAGCAGCGUGACAGGCACUUUGCUCCACUGCCUGCUGGCACACUGGCUCCAGUUGUCAUGGCUCUCCUCAUCCCAGCUCCCCUUGGAUGCCAUCCCACUGGGCUGGCUCCAGCAGGCACGGCUGGCUCCCUCCGUGGCAGGGGACAAAGUGCUCAUGGUGACACCUCUGCUGCUUCUCCUCCCCUCACACAGAUGGAGCGGUGACAAACAGAGACACCAGAGCAACGCUGCUCAGCCCAGACAUGGCUUUUCCAUCUUUUCCUAUCCACAGCUUCCAUGUGGAGCAGCACUGAGAGGGGUGAGGGACAGGAGAGAUGGCAAGUAGGAUGUGGGAGCCAGGUCUGGUGUGCCUGGCACAAAAGCCAGGGAGAUACCUCCUGCCUGGAUGUGGACAGGACAGAGCUGGAGGAGGAAAACAAUUGGAGAAGAAAGGAAUUGCCCAUGGAGAUAUCAGAGAACAAAUGGCUUUGGGAUGGAUCUGAGCUGGACUCUCAGGUGUCAGUUGAUAUCACUGAGCUGCUGGAUUCCUUCAGCAUUACACCCAUUUCAAUAUUCCCUCCCUUUUCCCACAGUAUUUCCAGCUUUUAAUUCCCUACAGACCUCAAUUCUGCCCCCAAAAUCCAUAACCAGGUUCCACCCCAUAAUGCUUGUGGUUUGUUAAUUUUACAUUUCACCGAUUUUGAGAUUUUUUGCUAAAGUACUCAGGAGUGUGCUGGGUUUAGUGCUGGCUAAUCACUGGUGUAUUCACUUCUUGCUGUGAGGGAAGAUUGGGAGAAAUGUAAAAUAGGUUUAAAGUUUUAAAAGUGUAUAAAGAAAAAUUUAUUAACUGUAAUUUACAGAAAGAGUAAUAGGAAUCAGAAUUAAACUUUUAGAACACUUCUCCAUACCACUUUUCCUUUCUUACUUACAAUGUUAAGAAAUAAAACUUACAAUUUUUGUCAGUUUA